Molecule: messenger RNA, 1763 nt
Organism: Asparagus officinalis (garden asparagus)
Lineage: Eukaryota; Viridiplantae; Streptophyta; Magnoliopsida; Asparagales; Asparagaceae
Product: la protein 1-like
Exons: 10
Coding region: 135-1529 (464 amino acids)
Biological process (GO): RNA processing
Cellular component (GO): nucleus
Molecular function (GO): mRNA binding
Source: RefSeq, a predicted model, not a curated record
ACGCGUCUAUCUAUAAAACCGAACCCUCGCAGUCCCAUUUCCUAAAACCCUAAUCAAAGCUUCCAACUCCAAAAACCCUAGAAACCGCAGCAGGACCCCCCAAAUCCCUCGCUUCCUUCUCCUCCGAUCCUCUAAUGGCGGUUGCUUCCUUGGACGAGACUACGGCCGCGAAAGUCCUCCGCCAGGUGGAGUUUUAUUUCAGCGACAGCAAUCUUCCGAGGGACAAGUUCUUGAAGCAAAAGGUUGAAGAGAGCGAAGAUGGAUUGGUGAGUUUGGGAUUGAUAUGUUCCUUUGCUCGGAUGAGAACCCAUCUUGGAUUGGGUGAGGUGAAGGAGGAGGCGGUGCCGGAGGAUAAAGUGUUGGCGGUGGCGGAGACAUUGAGGAAGUCUAAUGUCCUUAAAGUAUCUGAAGAUGGGAAGAUGAUUGGUAGGAGCACUGAACUAGCAAAGCCAGAAGAGGUAAAGGAGCAAUUGGACUCAAGAACUGUUGCGGUUUCUCCUUUACCAUACGAUGUUAACCUUGAAGAUGUGGAAGCCUUUUUCAAUCAACACGGAAAGGUGAACAGUGUUAGGUUACCACGUCUGAUUGGUGAUAAGAGACAGUUUUGUGGCACUGCAUUGAUUGAGUUCUCAGAAGAGGAGGAUGCCAAUAAGGCUUUGAGUACAAGCAUGGUUUUUGCUGGUGCAGAGCUAGAGGUGAAAACCAAAAAAGACUUCGAUGAUGAAAGAUUACAGAAGUGGGAAGAAUUUGAAAAAACACGUCCUAGUAAGGAUGCAUCAAAUGGAAGCUAUCCGAAGGGCUUGAUUGUUGCAUUUAAGUUGAAAAGUAUUCCAUCUGAAGGAUCUACAGAAGAAAAUGGUCAAGAGGUGAAUAAAGGUGCAGAAGCCUGCAAGGUUGACGAAGCUUCAGGUUCUGAGGGUAAUAUAGUUGAGGAUGAUGAAAUGAACACCUCAGAAAGUGUCCCUGAGAAUGAGGGAAUGUCUGCAGAAGAUAUUGAAAAGGGAAAUGGCAGAAAGGUUGAUGAAGAUCACACUGAGACCGAUAAAAAGGCUGAUGGUGAUGCCCAAGAGGGUGAUGCUAAGGUUACCGAAGGUUCACCAGUGGAAAAUGUCAAGAAGAACACUGUGUCGACAGACAAUGAGAAUGUAAUCUUUAGAGAGGACCUAAUGAAGAUCUUCCAGAAGUUUGGAACCGUAAAGUUCAUUGACUUUAGGAUGGGUGAGGAAUCAGGGUACAUAAGGUUUGAAGACUCUGAUGCAGCUGUCAAAGCUCGUGCGGAAGCCGUGCUUACUGAUGAAGGUGGCUUUAUUGUCAAAAAGCACAUUGCUACGUUAGAACCACUGACUGGUGAUGCCGAAAAGGAGUACUGGAGCUUGCUACGUGGCAACCAAGACAAGUACAGGGAAAAUAAAGGCAAUAAUAAGAGAGGAAGGGGUAAAGGAAACAGGGGAGGUAGACAAUUUGAUGGCAAGAGAAAUCGCCAAGGUGAUUCACACAAUGGACGAGCGAAUAAAGCUCAGAAAGUUUAAGUUGGCAGCGAGCCCCUAUGACAGUUUUCUUGAGCCUGCUCUCAAGGUAUGGUAUUCUCUGCGGUCUUAUGCAACAAGGAGCUAACAGAUUUUGGUGGUGAUUAGCUAUUAGUUCCAUUUCCUGUUUCGAUUCUCUGCUGUAGUUACUAAUAUAAAACUUUAUAUAUAUGUAAUGCUUAAGAUGCACAACUUAUCUAAUGAUAUUUAUUAUGAACAGUGAGUUUGUUCUGUAGA